ACUUACAAGCGACUCACACGAAUCCUCCAUGACAUCAUACAUUACCAGAAGGAUCGAAAGAAAAAAGUUGGUUAACUAUAAAGUGUCCUCCUCCCGCAAAGCCAAUGCCAACUACAUCAAAAAACUAUAUCUCUUAGUAUAGAUUCUGAUCUGCUUUCAAUAUAUUAACUGAAGCUUUACAGCUGGUCAAUUUGGAAAGAGCUUAAAAUAACUGGUGGGAUCCGAUCAUCAAAGCGCAGAAUGAAUCUAUCCCAAGACAAUCAGAACAGCGUUAUUCUCAUCGCCGAAUCAACCUUCCGCUCUUUUCCACCCAAUUGCCUCAUCCGAGGAGAAAACGACGCGUUAUCGAUAGCGCCGAGUUCAGUUGCGACGGUCAUUAGUAGUGAUGUGGAGUUCAGUAAUUUUCCGAAGUGCUCAGUGGUGCAGAGUGUUGGAAAUGUUGAAGAUAUUCGAAGACAGAUCUGCAGUAAACCGUUGGUUCUUACGGUUUCGUGUUGUAAACAUGUCCCUCAGGGACAGAGAUUAAACAGUCGAGGUGAAUACCUGAGCUUCAGAGACAAAGAAUGGUGGCUGAUGUCAGACAACAGUCCCUGGAUGAACCCAUAUACCAACCCAGUCUGGGGGACGGGAACCACAUCACUAUACGGGGACGAGUGGAUAUCGCCCCGAUUUGUGGUGAUUGUCGACACGACUAACCCGGUCAUUCGACAGAAAUUAAACGAGGGAUUUGACCGGGUUAGCUCUCUAAUGGCACAGCAGAAAAACUUUGCACUUGAGUUUGACUUUAAUCCCAUGAUUCUCGAGUGGUGGAAGAACCAAGGCCCCUCACGGUACGAUCAAAUUGAGUGCCUCACACUAACCGCGGUUACUGGGGCUACUUUUACUGUCACGAACUCCACGCCAAUACGUCACUGCUUCGAUUGCCAUACCGUCUGGUGCGUCUGUUGGCCGGCAUAUUGCUUGAUUGCAAUCCCUUAUAAAAUUUGGCGCAAUCUCAUGAACGGCAUCCAUGACGUCAUCGUUAAAAUGACGGGAAACGUCGUCGUCGCUCAUCCGAACUCCCAUGGUUACGGCCUGGAGACUUUCUUUCGAACUCCAAUAAAGAACACCCAACCGGGAAUCCUGCAAACUAGUGAGCGGACUGCAGUGGAUUGUGGGAUUGAAAGUGUGCAGGCAAAGAGCAUGUUGGGAAAUCCACGGAUGCGAGUGUCGUGAAACUCAACUCAACUCUAACCGGAAGCCGACGAAUGCAUACGACAGAGACGAAGAAAUACGAACUUAGAAACUUUACCCGAAAAUAUGAAAGCAGAAUCAAAUGCAACCAUUUAAAAUGAAAAUUCUUACUAUUUUAUUAACAGGUUUUGCCUUUCUAGAAUAUUUACAGAGAAUCAAAUAAAAAGUAACAUCGUA
Actinia tenebrosa (Australian red waratah sea anemone) is the source of this 1410-nucleotide messenger RNA. RefSeq lists its product as uncharacterized. Lineage: Eukaryota; Metazoa; Cnidaria; Anthozoa; Actiniaria; Actiniidae. The record is from RefSeq and is a predicted model, not a curated record.